AUGGGGAGCGAAGAGCUGGAGCAAGAGCAGCAGGUCUUCAUCUGUCUGAACUGUGUCUCCUACCUGCUCCACCUGGUGUCUCCUACUCCGUUCACCUGUGUCUUCUACUCCAGUCUGGUCUGUGCCUCCUGCCCUGUUCAUCUGUGUCUCUGUCUCAGUCUAGGUUCAGGUCUCCCACUCCGUUCACCUGUGUCUCCACCUGUUCACCUGUGCCUCCUGGCCUGGUUCAUCUGUGUUCCUCCUACCCGUUCACUCAAGUGUCUCUACUCCGUUCAACUGUGUCUCCCACCUGUCUCACUCCAGGCCUCCUACUCCGGGUUCACCUGUGUCUCCCCACCUGGGUUCACCCAGGCCUCAUUCUGUUCAACUGUGUCUCCCACUCCGUUCCACCUGCCUCUACCUGUCCAUCUGUGCCUCCUGGCCCCAGCCCACCUGUGUCUCUGGCCCCGUUCACCUGUGUCUCCCAUCUGUUCACCUGUGUCUCCUACUCCGUUCACCUGUGUCUCCCCACCUGUCCACCCAGGUCUCCCACCUGUUCACACCUGUGUCUCUGGCCCUGUUCACUCCAGUCUCCCACUCCGUUCACACCUGUGUCUCCCACUCCGUUCACCUGUGUUCUCUACUCCGUUCAUCUGUGCCUCCUGUCUCUGUCUCACACCUGUGUCUCUGCCCUGUUCAAUCUGUGUGUCUCCAUCUGUUCACCCAGGUCUCCUCAAUUCUGUCUACUCUGUGCCUCCUGCCCAAGUUCAAUCUGUGUCUCCAGUCUGCCCCAUCUCAGGUUCCUCAUCUGUUCACCUGUGUCUCCUCACUCCGUUCACCUGUGCCUCCUGCCCUGUCUUAUCUGUGUCUCCCUGCCCUGUUCACCUGUGCUCCUGCCCCUGUUCACCAGUGUCUCCUGGCCCUGUUCACUCAGGUGUUCCUACUCCGUUCACUCCAGGUCUCCUACUCCGUCUACCUGUGUCUUCCACUCCGUUCACCUGUAGUUCCCCACUCCGUUCACUCCAGGUUCCCUGCCCCGUUCACCUAUAG
Molecule: messenger RNA, 1029 nt
Organism: Homarus americanus (American lobster)
Lineage: Eukaryota; Metazoa; Arthropoda; Malacostraca; Decapoda; Nephropidae
Product: pollen-specific leucine-rich repeat extensin-like protein 1
Exons: 2
Coding region: 1-1029 (342 amino acids)
Source: RefSeq, a predicted model, not a curated record